Fusarium fujikuroi IMI 58289 is the source of this 1872-nucleotide messenger RNA. RefSeq names its product monooxygenase-like protein. The record is from RefSeq and is a predicted model, not a curated record. Gene Ontology annotation, molecular function: N,N-dimethylaniline monooxygenase activity; NADP binding; flavin adenine dinucleotide binding. Bases 1 to 1872 code for a protein of 623 amino acids. The transcript has 4 exons. Lineage: Eukaryota; Fungi; Ascomycota; Sordariomycetes; Hypocreales; Nectriaceae.
AUGGGCAUAAACUCGUCAAACCCAGCUCAUGAACCCGCGAUUAUCCCGCCGCAGACAAUGGAUAAUAAACCAGUCUUGGACCAAAAGCCCACUGCAGACAAAGUGGUAAACGGAUUCACCUCUCAUGCGAAUGGCGUCCAUGAAACGUUCACUUGCAAGGAUGCUCCAGUCGAGAACCAACGGCCUCUCAAGGUCCGUGUAAUUGGCGCUGGGUACUCAGGCGUCUACCUCGGCAUCAGAAUUCCCCAGCGUCUGCGCAACAUCGAUCUCAAGAUCUAUGAGAAGAAUGAAGGCGUUGGAGGAACGUGGUGGGAGAAUCGGUAUCCAGGUUGUGCCUGCGAUAUUCCUUCCCAUUCUUAUCAGUACACCUUUGCCCCAAACAAGGCUUGGUCGGGCUUUUAUGCCCCUGCACACGAAAUUUGCGCCUACAUCGACGGCGUGGCAGAGAAAUACGGUGCCAAGCGCUUCAUUCAUCUCGGACACAGAGUGACCAACGCAACUUGGAAUGAUACCGCCAAGAAAUGGCACGUCACGGUUGAGACCAACAAAGGAGAGACCAUCUCCGAGGAAGUAGAUGUCGUUGUUGCAGCGAGAGGUAACCUCAACACAAUCUCCUGGCCGGACAUUCCUGGCUUUGAUACCUUCAAGGGCAAGAAGAUGCAUUCGGCAGCCUGGGACCAAGAAUAUGACUUCAAGAACAAGAAUAUUGGUGUCAUCGGUGGUGGAUCGAGCUCGAUUCAGAUAGUGCCGGAGCUGCAAAAGGUGGAGGGUGCCAAGUUGAACUGCUUCGUUCGCAGCAAGGUCUGGAUAUCGAACCGUUUCGGCGAUGUUACGAUGAAGCAAUUGGGAUGGGAUCCUUCUGACAUUGAGUUCUCAGCCGCUCGUUUGGCAGAAUUCGUCAAGAGUGAUGAUGAAUAUCUUCGCUUUCGCAAGCGCAUCGAGGACGACGGCAACUUGGUUCAUCUCUCAACACUUCGAGGCUCAGACAUGCAGAAAGAGUUCGUGGCCAUGUUUUCAAAAAUCACCAAUGAUGUUCUCGCUUCACGACCCGAUCUUCUAGAAUCGUUCUCACCAGGCUUUGGUGUUGGAUGUCGGCGUCUGACACCGGGACCAGGCUAUCUCGAGGCAUUGUCCCAACCCAACGUCACCUUCAUCACCCAAGGCAUCGAGAGUAUAAACGAGAGGGGCCUGAAGCUCAGUGGACCCGAAGGCCGACAAGUCGACGUCGAUGUGUUGGUCUGCGCAACGGGUUUCCAGACCAACUACACCCCUCCUUUCCCUGUCGUCGGCAAACAAGGAGUAACGUUGAAGGAGAAGUUUGAUCCGUUCCCUGCGACGUAUCUCACUAUGACAGUAGAUGGCUUCCCAAACUACUUCAUGAUGCUCGGACCUAACUCAGCUAUUGGUGCCGGCUCCUUGACUUGUCUGCUAGAGGCAGAGGGCGAUUAUAUCGUCAAGUGCAUCCGCAAGCUCCAGAAAGAGGACUACGUGACCAUGACGCCCAAAGCAUCGCGUGUUCAAGACUUUGCAGACUACAUUGGCGAGUACUUCAAGAAGACAGUCUACAUGGACGACUGUAAAUCUUGGUAUAAGAUUGGGGGCGGACAUGGCGAAAAGAUCUCAGCUCUUUGGCCCGGAAGUGUCAUGCAUGCACUAGAGGCAAUGAGGGCACCGAGAUGGGAGGACUUUGAGUUUGAGGAGAUGCACGAGAAUAGACUUCGAUGGUUGGGCAAUGGCUGGAGUAUGUGUAUUAUGGAGGAGGAGGAGCAGGGUGAUCCGAGUUGGUAUGUUAACCCGGAUGUAGUAGAUGUGCCCCCUGAAGGGAAGCCAGAGAGAGAUCCCAAGUAUCUAGCCAGACCUUUCUCGUAUUAA